Canariomyces notabilis is the source of this 900-nucleotide messenger RNA. Its product is annotated as DUF1749-domain-containing protein. Bases 1 to 900 code for a protein of 299 amino acids. NCBI's taxonomy places the organism in Eukaryota, Fungi, Ascomycota, Sordariomycetes, Sordariales, Chaetomiaceae. The transcript has 3 exons. The record is from RefSeq and is a predicted model, not a curated record.
AUGCCAUCCUCCGAUCGCCCUCGCGCCCCUUUUGCUGUCACAGUGCAUCCGUUUCCGUCUCCAACACCACACUCUUGCGCAUACGAAAGGGGCCCAUCCUCAGCUCGCAACGCCCUGGUAUUCAUCGGCGGGCUCACCAGUGGGCCGCAUUCCACCGACCUCGACUUCCUGGCGGACAUGCUGGAACAUGGUUCUCCGGCACUGAGCUACUCUCUGUGGGAAUUCCGGAUGCGCAGCUCUUAUUCGGGGUUCGGGUACUCAAGCCUCGCAAACGACGUCGAAGACAUGGCGGCUCUGGUCCAGUAUCUUCGCGGUAUUGGCAAGGAGAAGAUUGUCCUCAUGGGUGCUUCGACGGGCUGCCAGGACUGUCUCGAGUACACGGACAGCGACAAGCACCAGACUCCUCCGGUGGAUGGCUAUAUUCUGCAGAGCCCGGUAUCUGACCGUGAAGCUGCCUUCUUGUUCAUGGCCCCUGAUGCACUGGAACGCAGCAUUCAGAUUGCAGAGGGAAUGAUCGAGCGUGGUCAGCAGGAUCAUCCAAUGCCAAAGACAUUUCUUCCACCGAUCUUCAGCACACCUGUCACUGCUUACAGGUGGCAUUCCCUCGCAGCCAAGGGGGGAGACGACGAUUACUUCUCGUCUGACCUCCCUGACUCCAGGAUUGCCACAGUAUUUGGCAGGAUCGACAAGCCGGUGCUUUUUGUGCCUGCCGGCAGUGACGAGAUGGUGCCGGCGUCGGUGGACAGGCAUGAGCUGCUGGCCCGAUGGAUUUCGUUUUGCCGGAAGGGACUUGCUAGCGAUUUGUCUGGAUUCAUUCCGGGUGCCGACCAUGUUGUGUCAGAGUCCGAGGCCCAGAAACGGCUAGCAAAGAGGGUGAAGGGAUUUUUGGAAUCGAUUUAG